CUCCAAUGGCUGCACAUGUCAAUUAAAAGGCCUAAAAGGACCAAGAAAUCGAUUUCAUUCCCAAACGCCAAGAGAUGGCACAUGCUGUCACAGAAUAUGAAAGAUUCAUCGUGCUCAUCAAGGUUUAAGGCCAAGGUGAAGAUUAUACAUCAGUAUACCAGCUCAUCGUGGUUGUGAUCAAGGCUGUGCUACGUAUGAGCGUGGGCUGUUUUUGUGAUGUGCAAUGAGCUCAAGGUGUUGCCGGCAUUUUGUAGUAAAAAUACGAUAAACAACAGGGGACGGUAAUAGUCACCAGGAGACAGCAAUGGCCACCACAGUGAUAGCAACCGUCUCAAGCUGUCACACAACACAAUACAAGUAUUGUUAACAGAAAACUGAAUUUAAGAAGAGCCCAUCCCACGCUGUGAUUUGGUGGCAGAAUGCAGCCGCAAGUCAUCAUGGAUGGACGCGCGUUUUAAACACACCAGUGACAUCACCAUCUGGACCAGUGACGUCACGCCAUGCUGAGCGCGUUGUUGGACGCCGGGCUGCUGGUGAGCAGCGGUAUCGCCUGCUGCUGGCUGCUGCUUCUGGCGCUGCGGCUGGUCUUCGGUGAAAAGCGCUGGUCAGCGGCGGGUGACGCGCUGUUCGCCCUCGCCAUGGACCGCGUGUUCAGCCGCCAGAUCCGCGAGCGGCUCGACGACACCAAGGCGCGCCUGUUCGCCGACCUCAAGACGCAGCUCUCGGCCGACGAGAGUCUGCGGCAGGACAGCGCGCUCAACAUGCUGGAGAUCGGCGUCGGCACGGGCGCCAACCUCGAGUUCUACCCGGCCGGGUCCCGGCUGACCUGCGUCGACGCAAACCCGGCGUUCGAGUCGUACUUUCGCGAGCGGUGCGGGGCGGCGGCCAGCCACCUGCGACCGCCGCUACGCUUCCUGGUGGCGGACGCGGGUGACAUGCCGGCCGUGGCCAGCGACUCCAUGGACGCCGUGGUGGCGACGCUCCUCUUCUGCAACAUGGAGCGGGCGGCGCCGGUGCUGAGCGAGGUCAAGCGAGUCCUGGCGCCGGGCGGCCGGUUCUACUUCAUCGAGCACGUGGCGGCGCGCGAGGGCACGUGGCGG
Pollicipes pollicipes is the source of this 1100-nucleotide messenger RNA. Its product is annotated as methyltransferase-like protein 7A. The annotation marks the transcript as partial. The record is from RefSeq and is a predicted model, not a curated record. Gene Ontology annotation, molecular function: S-adenosylmethionine-dependent methyltransferase activity. The transcript is spliced from 4 exons. NCBI's taxonomy places the organism in Eukaryota, Metazoa, Arthropoda, Thecostraca, Pollicipedomorpha, Pollicipedidae.